CCCCCCUCCCAAAUCCCAGUCCUCUAGAGACUUCAUUGCAAAUACACAGGAUCGACAUCCCGGUCAACCAUCUUCUUUCUUUCUUCCUCUUUUUAAUUUAUUAUACAAGCUCCUUCCACCUUCUUUUCUUCCCUUCACUUCUCUUUCUUCUUCAUUCAACCAACCUUGUCCCUUCUCUCGGAUCUCUCUCGCCUGGAUAUCAUAUCACCACUUUGACAUCCUAUUAAGAGUUUCCUGCCCUUCCUUUUGCACAUUAUACUCGCACAUCUUGUUGUUGUUGUUGCCUCUCUCUGUUGGGUUCUCGUUUUUGAAACCUUCUGCUUCUUGCUCUCUGUUUCAAUAACUCGCUCUGCUCUUUCCCAACUACUCGGUACUACUUGUUUUCCUCGUACAACCGCUCAACCACUCGUUCGACAUCAACUCUUGCAUAUUCGAAAUUCUCAGUCUGUUGCUCGCGCCUUUUCCAGCCCAGACUAGUGUAUACUACGAUUCAUCCACGAUCCAAUAUUUUGCAACCCACUCUUAAUACUCCAAAACGCACAAUCACAAGGCUACAAUGUCUCAAUCACUCGCCUACAUGUACAACCGCGAAGUCGCCAUCGACUCCCGCAAAGUCCAGUACCAGCCUGCCACGCCCGUCUACUCGAGACCUGGCUCUUCCUGCUCGCAGCCUCCUACGCUCUUCAGCAACGGCCCUGCCAUCAUGACACCUGCUGGCUCCCCUCCCGCCCACAAGGCCACCAUCCUGCUCGAGACCGAACUCUACGACAUCGCCCAGUUCCCUUCGACUCCUCCUCUGUCGACCUCUAGCAGCACUGUCGGUAGCCCCAAGUCCAUUGAUGCCAUGCAGACUCCCAUCAACCCCAUGUUCUCUGGCUUUGAUGGUCUUGCCAUGGGUAAGGAUGUCUUCGACUCUGUCGAGAACUCCAUCCUCGAUUGGUCUAGCGCUGCUUCUCCUCCCAUGACUCCUGUCUACAUGCACAACGCUGCCAUGAACGCCGCUGCCGGUGACAUUCUCUCCGUCACUUCGUGCCCUUCGCUGUCUCCCUCUCCUGCGCCUUACGCUCGCUCCCUCAGCGUCGACCAGCCUGUUGACUUCUGCGAUCCCCGCAACUUGACCGUCUCUGGCACUCCCAGCUCCACCCUGUCCACCGAGCUCACCCUCUCUGGACUUGGUGAGGAGGAGAUUAAGGAGCAGCAGCCCAUGGCUCAGCCUACGUUUGAGUUUGCUGCCAUGUCUGGCAUGCCUUCCUUUGAGGAGAUCUCCGACCUCGACUCUGAGGCUGACUUCAGCAACCUCGUCAACUUGAGCGAGAUCAGCAACGAUGUUACCCGCCCUCGUGCCUGCACCGGCUCUUCCGUUGUCUCUCUUGGUCACGGUAGCUUCAUUGGUGCCGACGACGAGCUUACCUUUGGUGAGGAUGCCUUUGCCUUCUCUUCUCUGCCCAGCCCUCCUAGCUCCACCGGUUCUCCCGAUGAUGAGCACAAGAACAAGAAGCAGAAGAGAAGCCACAAGAAGGAUGCCCGCGCUGCCCAGCCCGAGGAGAUUGCCGACAACGAGUCUGUCUGCUGCUCCGAGGAUGCUUCCACUCCCGCUCCUGCCCCUACCAGCCGCCGCGGCCGCAAGCAAUCUCUUACUGAGGACCCUUCCAAGACCUUUGUCUGCGAUCUUUGCAACCGUCGCUUCCGUCGCCAGGAACAUCUCAAGCGCCACUACCGCUCUCUCCACACCCAGGAGAAGCCCUUUGAGUGCACUGACUGCGGCAAGAAGUUCUCUCGCAGCGACAACCUUGCUCAGCACGCCCGUACCCACACCUCUGGUGCUGUGGUCAUGGGUGUCCUUGAGGAGGGCGAGACCCGCCCUUACGAUGCUUCCAUGAUGGGUGAGGAUUAUAAUGCCUAUGGCAAGGUUCUCUUCCACAUUGGCGCCGAAGCUUCCGCCAGCGAGCAGUCUUCAGAAGACAGCGAGCAGGGCCGCAAGAAGCGCAAGCGAUCUGACUAAGUAUAUGUGUCAGCAAUUAUAGAAUGAUCAUCAAAACGCACUCGGGCUUGCCGCCUGACACGAUUAUACGACAAUAUUCUUUAUCUCUUUCAAUUUGCCUUGCCUCUCUGGCCUGGCUCAUUAUGGAGCGCUGAGCUUCUAUGGUUACGACUGCAUUGCGAGCACUUCUUUUUAUUCUUCACUUCAUCUUGUACAACAUAUUUACUCACUGUGCCAUUGACUCUUUUUUUGUCUUUGGUCCUUGAGCUUAUCACUUUUUUUAUCACGACAUACAAAAAAAGUUUUGGAAAGAGUCAUUUUUGGAAUUCGGAAAUACCGGCGUGUAUUGGUGGGCUUGGAACUAGUCGCAUGUUGGCCUCUUGUCAGCAUUUUUUUAUUGGUUGCGGGUGUAAGGGAUCGUGUGAAGUUGGCCGCGCCGGACCAGCACGCGCUCUUCCCUGCAACUCUUCUUCGUUACCCUCUUUGUAAUUCUUUCGUGCAAACAGCUGGACAUCUGAAUGCUCUGGAAUACCUAUUUAGAAUCAAUUUAUCUUCUCACCACCACUACGUUGUUCCAUCUCUUGUACUCUCUCUUUUGUGCUUCUCAAUCUUCUACAAGGUGACGCGUGCCAUUGAACCAAAAGCAACUCUAGGGACUUAGCAACAGCAACACGAUCUUGACACUACAACGUCGGGCGGCCUCUUGGUAUCUCUGUUGGAUGCGACGGUCGCUCUUGAGGCUGGCUUGUAAAGUUACGUGGCUUGUCGAAUUUUCCAUUGGCUCCAUUCAUUUCUUCUACAGAGCGACCGGGGUGCUCAGGCACUGGACGACCGGGCUAUCCUGAUCCCUGCUCCCCGGGAUUUGGAGAGGCGCCCGCACCGAAGGGCGGCCUUUGUUAACUUACUUGGCCUAGCGAAAUGAGGCCCAGCACGGGAGUCAAGCUCUGAGGAGGGUCACCGUCUUGGUGGAGUUGCCACCAUUGGCCUGCUACACGGAACGGGGCGGCAUGGGGCGCCGGGAGCAUCCGCGGUAUGAGAAAGCGUUUUUUCUUGUCGUCGCGGGCCGCUGUUGACUAGUGGUGGUGGUCUUUGCGGAACGCGUCCUGUGACAAUUGGAUGUUGAUCCACGGCGGAAUAUCAACCCCAAAGGGACAACUUCAUGAAUACGUGAAGUAGUUUGUCCAGGUGGCUGAGUCAAGGCAAAAAGUUUGUUUGUGCAAGCACUGCGCCUCAUAUGCACGUUCCUGCAGCGCAAGCACGCACGCACGAUCUGCUGGAAUUGCCCGAACCUGCAAAGGGCCUGUGUUUUAGGUGUUAAGCGCGCAAAGCAUGCCGGGGAUACUUGACAGCUUUGCCCUCUCGGAGCCUUUGGCAUUUUCGCGCGUCGUCCGCCUUGUCUCUGAGACCCGCUGCAGAGACACGGCGCUGCUUCCACCAUGUUGCUAGAAAACGAACCCAAGGGCAGCCAAGACAUGGAUGGUUGAGCAGGGCAGGGGCGCAAAACCAAAAAAGCGCGAAGUUCAAUGGAAAUCGCACGCCCCCGGUUGGUGGGAGAAAAGGACAAGCCGGCCAGCCCUGUUGUUGCAUCACAGCAUUUUCACAAUUGCCUUCUCCGCGGCAGGCGAUUUACGUAGCACCCAUGAAGACUCCAUAGGACCUUUUCUUCGUACAGUAAGGGUCCGCUCUCUCGACAAUGGCCUGUCGUGUGCACGGACGGCGCUUUUUAGAAUAAUGGAUAGCGAGAGCCUAAGCUGGGCCAGGCAGCCUUGUCCUGGUCGCCCGCAUCGUUUACUACGGAUAUGCCACAAGAGUCAGAUAUCCUGGUGCUGCAGGGGGACAGGACGAACUGCGUUACAUGAUCGGGUUUGCGCCGUCUAUGCCGAGCAUCCCAAGCUGAUUGGCGAUUGACCCUGGAGUUUGUAGGCCCGACAAGUGGAUGAGAUGACUGCAGCUAGUAUGGAUGUACUGUUGCAGAGUAACAAGUUAGUAAUCUUUUGCUUCUUCCUGGUAAGUUUGAUGCAUGCUGCUGCAUUGUUUGCCCAGCUCUAGCUAGUAGCGUGAGGCGACUGACGGCCUAGCCGGGCGUUGGCUUGGUUUCCUAGCUUGUCGGGGGUGUGGUGGUUUGCCACGAACCAACCAACCAACCAACCAACCAAAUGAAUGUUAGCGAUGUUGGUUCGGUCCGUGCGAUUGGGGGAAUAGUUGAUGGUGGGUUAGGUGCCCCGACUGCGGAUGCUCGCUAAGUUUCGUUCUAGUAAGGACCGGCGAGCCGACUUGCAUGAAGCAUGAGAGAGCAUAGGGAGCAAUUUCCACCUCGCUUUUGCCCAGGCUCGAACGUCUUAGCACGGUCCACGAAAAUUUUCGGCCGGGUGUCGGGCGAUGGCUGCCGGCAAGCUAGAGACGCUCUUAGCUGCGGGAAGUCCAGAUGUCGCCAACGACAAGGGUGCCAAGCUGGAACCCAGCUUUUCGGUCGGUGCUUCAGGCGUCCAGUGGAGCGGCGCGGACCAGCAGCUUAAUUGGACGACUGGGCGGCCUAAUUUCGUAGCUUCGGAGCUGUGAUUCCUCUUGUGGAAGAGCUGAGGGGCGCUAGCUUGAUGCCCGUGGCGCUGGAUCAAGCCCUGAGAGCUCCGAUCGGCUUGUGAUUAUUGCGCUGCCGCUCUUCAUCAAACACUGUGUAUAUGCUUCCAUUUCGGGGUGUGGAUUUGAAUUUGGCGUUGUUUUUUGGGGAAUAAUCGGAAAGUACAGCACAAAUGGUUGGUGAUGUUUGUAGUUUGUAGAUGCGGUAAUGCGGGUGGCUGCAGACUGACGGCCUCAGCACGUGAGUGGUGCAGCCGCACGAUCCACC
Molecule: messenger RNA, 4826 nt
Organism: [Torrubiella] hemipterigena
Lineage: Eukaryota; Fungi; Ascomycota; Sordariomycetes; Hypocreales; Clavicipitaceae
Source: the annotation of a GenBank genome assembly